Messenger RNA from Hermetia illucens (black soldier fly), 7030 nucleotides. Its product is annotated as myotubularin-related protein 4. Gene Ontology annotation, biological process: dephosphorylation; regulation of autophagy. The transcript is spliced from 14 exons. Bases 448 to 4488 code for a protein of 1346 amino acids. Gene Ontology annotation, molecular function: phosphatidylinositol-3,5-bisphosphate 3-phosphatase activity; metal ion binding; protein phosphatase binding. The record is from RefSeq and is a predicted model, not a curated record. NCBI's taxonomy places the organism in Eukaryota, Metazoa, Arthropoda, Insecta, Diptera, Stratiomyidae.
AAGUGGUUUUCUAUUGUACGUGUGCUGCUUCCAAUACGUCCGCGGCGACGCGAUUUCCACUCGAUUGUGAGGAAAAGUCGACGAAAAACUGCCUUCUCGGGUCGCGAAACACAUGAGGAGUGUUUUCUACGACCGCUUCUAGUGUUGUGCACCCAGAAAUCGAACUAUCCAGGCGAGAGUGUUUAGAAAAGUGAUGUGAAAAUCAACGACGAAAGCGGAGAGAAAAAGACGAAAACGUCAGACGAGGCCGUCGUCGUGAAGUGUAAAAAGAAAAGUCAAAUUUGUGUGGUGUAUGGUGGAGCGCGAUUGUGUUGAAUUCUCGGUGCAACGGAAGAGACGCUGAGGUCGAGAGUUCGUGCGUCGCAAAGGAAAAUCGAGGGCCACCGUGCAGCGAAAGUGCAGGCAGCGAGUUCUUGGCGAGACGACACCUAAAACAACUCCACGUCCAUGGAAGGAUCCGAUGGAUCGCCUCCAUCGUCUUUGUGGAUGAUUCGUGCGGCAGAGUUAUUCCCAAAAUCACAAAUGGAGAAGGAAGACGACCAACUAACAGUUCCCUUCCAAGAACUUGCCGGUGAAUCAGUACGAUAUCUAGGGCGGACAGAUGAUGGAAUUCUUGCCCUGUCCAAUUAUCGUGUAUUUCUUCUAAAGAAUUCAACAUGUUCCGAAACUUCAAUACCGUUAGAACUUAUCGAAACAGCACAGACUCGUGACCUUUUUCAGUUAGUGUUAAGUUGUAAAGAUGCAAGUACCGUGAAAUGUUCCUUCGAAACAGCCGAACAAUGCUCAGAAUGGGCACGUCGAAUUACAAUGUAUAUCGGUGUGCCGGAAAGCCUCGAAUCCCUAUUUGCUUUUGCCUUCUAUUCGUGGACGUCAGACUACAUGGCGACCUCGUCGGCAAACGCCGAGAACAAUGAGUGGUCCGGGCGAUUGCAACGUGCCGGUCGUUAUGAAGAUGAUUUUCGGCGCGAAGUUGAGCGGUUGCAGUUCGACUUGAAUGGAACGUGGCGAAUUACAAAUGCAAAUGCCGAUUUCAAAUUAUGUCCAUCAUACCCAGAACUUUUACUUGUUCCUUGUUGUAUAUCUGACGAAACACUGCAAAAUGUGGCAAGUUUUCGUGGAUCACGGCGUUUGCCUGCAGUGGUUUGGCGUCAUAAACAAUCGGGGGCGGUUAUUGCACGAUCUAGUCAACCGGAAGUUGGGUGGUUGGGAUGGCGCUGCUCUAAAGAUGAACAGCUGUUAAAGGCGCUGGCGGAUGCUUGUGCUUUUGAUAGAGGCGAACAGAUUAGGAGACAGAAUUUGAGUCAAUCAGGGGAGUCGACACCAUCUAGUGCAGAAGGUAGCCAUGAAGAGGUUACAAUGGACGAAGUUCGGAAAAUAUUAAUUGUAGACGCGCGGUCCUAUACAUCGGCUGUUACAAAUAGAGCUCGCGGCGGUGGUUGCGAAUGCAUCGAGUAUUAUCCAUGUGCCGAAAUAGAAUUUAUGAGUUUAGGGAAUAUCCAUGUGAUCCGGAAGAGUUUUCACGCUCUAAGACAACUUUGCGCCUCUCCACCAGACGUGCAGAAUUGGCUCGGUCUUCUAGAACGCACAAUGUGGCUUCAACAUCUUUCUGGAUUACUAGCGGCUGCGAUGACGGUUACAGUAGCAAUUGAAAAGAAAGGUCGCCCCGUACUAGUGCAUUGUUCGGAUGGAUGGGAUCGAACACCACAAAUUGUUGCAACGGCGCAGUUGUGUUUAGAUCCCUUCUAUCGGACUGUUGAAGGAUUUCGGAUACUUGUGGAAAGAGAAUGGUUGAGUUACGGUCAUAAGUUUGCUGAUCGUUGUGGUCAUGGUCCCGGUUCGGACGAGCUGAAUGAGCGAUGUCCAGUAUUUUUACAAUGGCUCGAUGUUGUUCACCAGAUCCAUUCACAGUUCCCCUGCAGUUUCGAAUUCAGCAUGGCUUAUUUGAUAAAGCUUGCCCAACAUUCACAUUCGUGCCUAUUCGGUACAUUUUUAUGUAAUACGGUAAAAGAACGAAUCGCUAAUUCCGUUAUGGAAAGAACAUUUUCUGUUUGGCCUUUCCUUUCCGGUCCAAUGUACCGUAACCCGUUGUAUGUGCCGAAUCGUGAAAGGGUUUUAUGGCCAGCACACAAUGUCCGUGAUCUAAGACUGUGGAGCGAAGUAUAUCUGGGGAGCUUAGGAAACCAAAAUCCAUCUGACUAUCCGCCGAAUAAUGUGGAGACAACUCCAGAGACUGCAGCUCAAAUGACGAAAACCAGAUCUUAUGGUGAUCUAUUGACGGCCGGUGGCGCGUUAAACGGCCUGACUAGACGAUCGAGUGAUCCAAAUAUGACUGCUGAAACGCACCUAAUGAUCAACAUGUCGGACAACAAUUCCGUGUCGUCUGAACAUAACGCUUCGCCUGUUCUUCUCAAAACUAUCAUUCAAGCAACAACUGAAAAACUACAGAAUCUUACCAAUGAGCUGAAUCAGUCCGAUGAUGAUGCGGAAAUAUUCAAAAUCAAUAACUUGGAUAAUCAUAGCUCAACGAAUGGCGCAAAUGGCGAUAUUUUGUCAAAAAUUUUAGAGGCAACGGAUAAUAUCCAGAUUAAAAACUUACAAGAACAAUUGCCUGAAUCGAAUGAAAUAAUUACUAUUAGUAGAGAUUGUGAUAUUAAUAACGGUUUAAAUGCUAAGAACUCGUUGAGCAGCGAUGCUAGUCGGUGCGAAUUAACUAAGGUAAAAACAGGAGAGAGAGACGAGAUUGAUGUUCUACAACAAGACGAGGGACAACAGCAUGUGAAUGGAAUCAUACACAACGGAAAUAAUGUAACAAGACAGAAUAGUAACAGUGAUAAGGCAAGCAGUGAUGAAAUUGAUAGUGGCAUCAUGAACCGUGAAAGCAGUUGUGAUUCAGAUGAUAUGAUGCAAAGCGUAGACUUACAAGGUGAUCAAUUUACCAACAACAUCCUAACCCAAUCAGCUGAAUCGGACAAUCCAUGGCAUGGUUCAGUAGAAACGAGCACCGACACCCUAGUUCCAAACGAAUCACAUCCAGACAACAUUAACAACACAACGGAAUUGCAAUUAUCUAAAACAAUUGCAAACGAUCAACUCAAUGGUAACAGCCAUCCUCAUGAUUACACUAUCGACAACAAUACAAACAAUUGUAAUCAACGCGUGGAUGAAUUUUCACAACAACAAAACAACUUUUUUACAGCCAAAAAUACUUCUACAAAUAAUACAAAUCCUAUCGAACCUGAAGUGCAUUCUAAACCAAAUACAACCACUAUGGAUAGUGUUUUAAUUAGCUAUAGUAGCAAGAAUAACUUAAACAAUGUCAUUUCAUCGCCAUCGAAUAUAAUGGAUGAAAGUAUUCUAAUCCUACCUGAGCAUGAGAAAUUAGAGAUAUCGACUAGCGGUAAAUGUAGCGACGGUAAUGUUAUAAGCAGUAAUGGUAGUGUGAAUAGUGGUAAUAAUAUAAGUACAACAGCAACGUCAUCGCAACAACAACAGCAACUCGUGCAACAACAGCAACAGCAAAUGUUUUUACUUCAAAAUCAUCGGAGACGGAGAACAUCAUCAUCAAAUUCACGAAAUGAAUUCAUCAAUUAUACAAAGAACACAUACGGAAGCGCAACAAAUUCACGAUUUUCAACACCGGGUAUUCGAUCACUGCCUCUUACUCCACCAGGUGCGCCAGAUCGACCAGUUGUAAUUUCGUGUCCUGAUGGACUAGCACAUGCUCUAAGCGAACAAAAUAUAAGACUACAACAACUCGUUUAUGAACAUAAGGUUCGGGAGGAGGCUUUACAAAAGGAACUCCACAGCAUGCGUGUGGCUCUUUUGAAAAAAAUCUGUCCACAGUGUAAUAACCAAAACACAGCAAAUGAUGAACAGUGCUCCGUAUUGGAUAAUAUAGAGAGCAGUUCAAUAUGUUCCUGGGAAGCUGUCGAAGACCGUAGUGGUCCAUCGUCAGGAGCAAAUUCAGCACAGCCUACAAACAGCGUUCUCUGGGUACCCGACCACGCAGUCAGUCGAUGUACAGGAUGUGAUAUUGAAUUUUGGAUUGGGCGUCGAAGACAUCAUUGCCGAUCCUGUGGUCAGAUAUUCUGUGCCGAUUGUUCAGAAUUUUGGGCACCACUUCCCGAUGAAAGACUUUAUACUCCUGUAAGAUUAUGCGGACCGUGUUACCAUGCGGUUACAACUCGAAUUCAGCAACAGCAGCAGCAAGCACGAACUGCCGCUAUGAGUUCGGCACAUAGUCAAUACCAAAAAUCAACCUCAAUAUCGUCAUCAUCGUCAUCGACAUCUACUCUACCAGCAACAGCCGCACAAUUCUCUGUCGGCCUUAACAACACUAUUCAGCAACCAUCCCCUUCGAUACCGCCACAAUCUUCGAAUAGCUAUUGCGUUGCAGCCCCAUCAACGUCGAUGGAGGCAUGCAAACAUGCCGCAAGUCCACCCCGAAACGAUCGAGGAAACUUCAAAGCUACCGCUGCAUCAAACUAGAUCGAUAUACAAUUUUUACGAGAGUGAUGAAAGUCUAAACUUACACCCGGAUUUUUUUAAAGAAAAACUAUAUAUAGACAAACAUACGUUAUUAGAUAUACAUAUUACAUUUAAAGAUCACACACAGGAUGUAAUUUUUCCGUCUCUACGAUACUUUUUCCUUUGGUUUAUUACUCCUUUAGUUCAAUAUAUUGUUUAGAUAUUUUGUAAUCUAAUAAUUUUACUGAUGUAGAAGAGAUAUUGUUUCUAUGUGUAUAUUUAUUGAUGUUAAGUUUAAUCUGAAUGAUGAAAGUGAACUUAUGGUAUAUGAAACACUACGAACAUAAUAAUUCAACUAUGAAUUGAAGAGAGAAUAUCAGAAUCAUAGAAAUGCUUAGAGAGAAGUGCAUAAAAAUAAUACGGAAUAGAAUAAACAACACCACGUAAUUUACAAUACUACAUACACCUUAAAAUGACAAAUAUAUAAAACUAUAUUACCACUGAAACGAAGAUAUAUUCAAUGAUUGCAACGUUAUAAUAUAUUUGCUCAAUAUAUGAUGAGCUACUGUUGGACGUAAAUGAUGUUUAUGUUUGUUAUUGAUUGUAUAUGAUUUAUGGUCAAUUGACAUGAGCACUAAUCUAGUUGAAUGGCUUCCAAUUAUUAUAGGCUUUUGAUGGUUAACCUGUUCGUUCAUUUUAACUGAUACGGAGAGUUCUAGAGUGUUUAAAAAGUACUAUAAUAGUUGCGGUAGAGUUGUUCAUGAAGAUUAAUUCUAUACAAUCGUUGUAUUUCGAUAUUCAUGAACCCAAUGGGACGAUCAAUUUUCAAUCAAUGAUAAUCCCACUUAAACUGUCAACAAUAAAACUUCCAAGUUGGGGGAUAUAAUUAGAAAAAAAAUCGAAUCGAAUCGUAAAGGCGAUAAGUUCAAUGGAACAAAGUUAGUUUUGGAAAGGCGCAUCGGGAGAGAUACAGAAAACAUUGAAUAAAAUGUUCGCCAAUAGUAACAUCAGAUAUUGGGAAAAGGAGAAAAUUUGGUUUGGAAUAGAUAAAAUAAAAUGGUCAGAAAAGGGAAUUUUCAAACUUUUGGCCUGUUAAGUUUAUUAUGAUAAACAUCUGUUAUCUAGACGCGGGGAGUAAGGAUCUAAUGUUUUCGUUCGUCUAGUUUAUAAUUUCUUCCGGUUUAAGCUACUUAUUUAUGACAUAUUAAAGCGGGCAUAUGGCCGGCUAUGCUAAAAUGCGUUAGAGGAAGCAUUAAAGAAGUAAUAUGUUCCAAAAUUUAGCUGAUAUUCUCAUCUACUGGAUGGUAGAAACUUACAGAUCUAAUAGUGGAUUUUCAAUAUUCAAAGGCCGCUAAGAAGAAAUAGAAAUAGGGGAAGACAAAAGAAAUUAGCGAUUUAUCCUUGUUAUUGAGCAUUAUAUCCUAUUCACUGUUCCUUCCACUUUUUUUGUCAUGAAUCGGGUCUUAAAAAUUCGAGAACUUAUCCUUAGUUCUUAUAGUUUUUCUUUUCUUUUCUUCUAAGGGCAGAUAGAAAACAAUGCAUGAUAGAGCAUUCCCUUUUCUUGGACCAUUUUAGAUGGUGAAAGGUCUCGAGAGUGAUCCUGCUGCUUUUAUCUGGUCUCGCAUAUUGGUCUGGGUUAGCCUAGUCAGUUUUAUUAGUUUUGUCGAGAUAGCGGAAAAUAUCUUAUAUAUAGGAUACACAACAAGGAGAUACCUCAGUAAUUGCUGCAUUGAGUUGCCUCGUUGCCAAUCAUCUAGCAUUGAUCCGGUGUUCGAAACUUUAAGUACAAGCUCAUACUUAUUGUACAUAGCUGGUCAUCUCCAUAUUUAACGAGUUCAGCUGUUUGCUGCUCACAGUAGUUAUCCACCGUGUUCACUUGGUAGACCCCCAAUACAUCGAUAUUUUGGUUGUCAAGCAGUUCAUCAAAAGACUUCACGGUCGGAAAUCAGGUUUCCAACUUUGUGGGAUCAUUGCGGUAUAUAUGACUUCAUCCUUCGAUUGCUUUUGCACUUCUCGAGUCAACGCACUUGUCCAUUUUCCCGAGCCUGUGAAGUUACUUCUCCGGUCGUCUCUGCAAGAGCCCACCCUUUUAGAGAGCACUGCAUUCCUUUACAUGAAGUAUUUUUCUGUUCAUAGUAAUUUAAUGGAAUUUCGAACAGAAUCUGUCAUGUCAAUAACUUCUUUCUAAAGUAUUUGAGCGAAUAUAGCUCUGAAUUUUGUGACCGUUUCGCUUCUUUCACUACUAGUUCUACAGUCACCAGCUGGACCAUUUUAAAGAAAUCACAAAUAUAUUCAAGCGAGAAUUUAAGCCGUGAUUCUGAAAGUUAGGAACACUUGGAUUUUCAUCUCGAUCGUCCCGUACCGGUAGUUCAUUUUAAUCCGAUUUCUUUCUUUUGCAGAAUACGCUGCCAUUAUCCCAGUGAAAUGUGAUAUUAGAAACUCUUGUUUCCGGAUAGCUGAGUGGUUAGAGCAUAAGGCUGUCAUACGGAAGGUCGCGGUUCAAAUCUUCCUGAUGGCAGUGGAAUUUAUAUCGUGAUUUGACGUCGAAUACCAGUCAACUCAG